AUGAUUCUGCAUGUGAAACUACCAGAAAACAGAGUGAAGAAGUUGCAAUUACCAGAGCUCCCCGACUCUGUGCAACGUUUAAAAGAAAUUCUCCAGGAAGAACUUUGGCUGAAAGAAAGAUUCCGUUUGCAGUAUGAGGAUCCAGAGUUCGGAAACGAACUAUGUGACUUAGAAGAUAUGUCAGAGCUCCCACCAGAGAAGGCAACGUUAAAAGUCAUUGAUGCUUCAAGCCCUGACCCUGAGGGAUCAGAUGUGUCAUUGUCUUCACUGGAUACUGCAUCACCUCCAAGCUCAUCUGAAUCCCCCAGAACAACUGUAAGAGCUGGUAGGCGGUCCUCUGCAUGGCCUUCUCCUUUUCCAAUACCAAGCUUCUCUUAUGAUGUUGAAUUGCGCCUUCAAAAGGCAAAUGGUAUCUACAACGACAAUGGUACUCUGCUCGACGUCACCAGAGACAUCAAGAGUGAAAUCCUUGAUAAAAUUGCACAAGCCGUGUUUGAGUUGACUGCAUAUCCAGACAGGUCAGAAAUAGAUUCUGUAGCAAUGGCUCUGGUCAACAAAUAUCCCUGUCUCCGUGAACCAGGCAGUGGAAAUGGGUGGAAUGGAUGGAGAAUGAGUAUUGCGUUCAAGAUUGGAAAUUACCGUCAAAAGCUGCGGAAUGCCGGCUGUGAAGAAGUUAAAGUAAAUGAAAGGAGGGGAAGCCGUGAAGAAGGUAGGCCCGGCUUAAAAAAAGCAAGGAGAGCUGAAGUUCAUUUCCUCCCUGACCAGCCCGCUGGACAAACUCAAGACACUAUGGAAAAAGACAGAGAGGCACUGACAGCAGAGAUGGAAAAAAGGAGUCCGAACAUGACGUUUAUUAAUGACGCUAUGGAUCGUACGUUUCCCUUGAGGAGGAAGGAAAUAGUUGACCAGGAACCCGGUGUUGAUCUGGUGAAGCGCAGAUGGCCAGCACUUUUCAUGGAAUACCAGGUGAAUUGUGAAUUUCACAGAAUCACUAUGGUUGACCUGCAAAGAAAAUUCCUUGGUUUCCUGGAAACUCACACCCCUAAAAUCCUGAAGAUGUAUCGAACCAGAAGAACACACUUCGGUGAGGAGAUGCAGAAACUCAUUGACUCGUUGGAUAAGGAGCUGAAGGUGUUGUGCUCUUCGCAUCCAACUUGUACCAAUAUAGAGAGGCAUCUGCUAGGCCAUAAAUGCACUUCUUCCGACUCCACAGAAAUCCUUGCCUCUGAGCCUCUACUGGUGGACGAAUGUAGAUGUUUCAAGUCAAAGACGACACUGUGUAGCUGUAUGUGUAACAGAGUGUAUACAUCUGACAUCUCUGGACACAGAAAAGCUGUAGCCCUCAGAGGACUUCUGCUCUUUGUCAGGGAUUAUGGAGCAGAGAAGAUCCUGAAAACAUGCUUGAACACUGAUCCAGAAGAACAACACACCAAAGGUGUGAGAAUGGCAGUCCUGACUGUGGUCGAGGAUGAUGGCGGGGCUACAGCUUCACCUCACGUGGAGGACUUCGCAAUAGUGCUUGAAGAAUGUGUGGCAUUAAUCGAGCAAGGAGUUUUUAUUAAAGGUUCUAGUGCCCCUCCCUCUCCAUCACGAACAUUUGGUACACCUGGUUCUCAGUUGCGUGGGGGAAGUUUAGAAAAGUUUUGUGUCGACUGUGAGGCGCGCGCUCUUAAAAAACUCGAGCUUGAUAAUAAAGUCCAACUCAGACGACUGGAAGUCGAUCGUGAGUUGGACCUUAAAAAGUUGGAACAGGAGGCUGUGGAGAAAGAAAGACAAAGAGAGUUUCAACGCCAGAGAGAACAAGCGGAGCGUGAGUUCCUAUUGGAAAAGCUUCGAUUAGAGUUGGCUGCAAGGCAGCCCAGCGCUCCGCUAGUUCCUCCUCCUGCCUCUCCGCCACACUCUGUUCAGUCGUCUCCUGUACAGCCUGUGCAGGUGACUCUACCUGCUGGUAGUUCUCAAGCUGCCGUUGUUUCACCCACUACUCUUCGACGUGACUUUACAUGCUUUCGAUGUAACCAGAAAUAUUCGAAUGGUACCAAUUUUUAG
Neoarius graeffei (lesser salmon catfish) is the source of this 2046-nucleotide messenger RNA. RefSeq lists its product as uncharacterized. NCBI's taxonomy places the organism in Eukaryota, Metazoa, Chordata, Actinopteri, Siluriformes, Ariidae. The record is from RefSeq and is a predicted model, not a curated record. The transcript is spliced from 7 exons. The coding region runs from base 1 to 2046 and encodes 681 amino acids.